Alternaria burnsii is the source of this 765-nucleotide messenger RNA. RefSeq lists its product as uncharacterized. The transcript has 2 exons. The coding region runs from base 1 to 765 and encodes 254 amino acids. The record is from RefSeq and is a predicted model, not a curated record. NCBI's taxonomy places the organism in Eukaryota, Fungi, Ascomycota, Dothideomycetes, Pleosporales, Pleosporaceae.
AUGUCUACAGAAAGAGGCGACUUCUACUACCCGCUCGAGCAAGACCACCUCAACAUCAAUUACAACGAUCAGGUGGACGUGUAUUGGUGGUCAACAUUCGCAGAGCUGCUGCUGAUCAAUUGCUCUGAGAGUGUCGCUGGAGGAAAGGGCUAUAACUUUAGGAGAAAUAUCAACGAGAAUGGGACGGAACGCUGGGGCCCUAUCCAGCUCUCGCAGGAAUUCGACGACUGGAGCAGACCCGUUGGAUGCCAGCUUGCUAUUUUUGCAAGUGGGAUUGGAAGUGUCGGUGGUGCGACAAUAGGUGUUACUUCUGAUCCUACACAUAGCGCAUCAAUCAUGGCGAUGUCUUCGACUGUGGCAAAGGACCCUGUAACAACCCCUUCCACGACACCGGCACCAAGCGUGACACCAAGCUCUGCAGCUCCUACAACCACACCCGCAGACCCGAAAGCCACCGGCUCCCCAGAUGACGAGGGUGGCCUGUCUACAGGAGCAAAGGCUGGCAUUGGUGUUGGCGUAGGUUUGGGUGCGAUACUGGUUGCGGCCGCAGCAUAUCUGUUCUAUCGCAACCAUCGCAAGAUGAAGGACCUGAACGCAAGAUUGAGCUACCAGCCAGAAUCGCAGCAGUACAGCAAGCCAGCCGGCGUUGCCGUCGCGCAUCACGCAGGCAACGAAUACAGUAGUCCGUACAGUGAGGGUACGGCGUGGUCGCAGGGACAUCAUUCACCGCAAGCGCCACCACGAGAGCUCGCGGGUUCGCAGUAA